CCCCCGCCGGCGUGUUGCGCCCCUGCGCCGGCAUGCCGCACGCCCCUUUGCGCCGCCCAUCCACCGCCCAGCCUCGCGCCCCUCCGUCUCUCCACCCCUCCGCGCGGCAUGCGCGCACCACUUUGUUCCGCCCCUCCACACCCAGUCCCACGUCGCUCCCCUGCGCUCCUCCUGCUCCCAGUCGGCGUGCUGCUCCCUUGCGCUCCUCCGCACAGCUCGCGAGCUCUACCUGAGGACGAAGAAACUGAGAUGGCAGUGAGGAGAGGAUGUGGGAUAGAACGGUGGUGGGCUGGACCUUGUUGGAUUCCAUCUAACAAUUCCAUUUACAUUCAAACAAUUGUUUUGGCAUUGUAACUGAUUUCUAAUGCCAGUCUGUUUUGGUAUUGAAUCCAAUUCAAUGUAAACCCUCCAAUAUCGACAUCCAAACGGACCCUAAAUGUGGAAUGUGGAGAUAUUACCAUGACGUCCUCCUCGCCGGACACCUCCUCCUCGCCGCCGCACUUUCCCGCUUAGAUAGCCGCCGCAACUGCAAGGGUUUGUACUGCGGAACUGCAAGGGUUUUGUAACCCUAAUCUCUCAGUUCUUCGAUCCCCAUGCCCCAGCCGCCCUCGCUAGCCGCCAGAGUCCUAGGCGCAAACUCCGCACGACGCAGCGCGCGGUGCCGCUUAUCCUCGUCGGUCAACGCGCCAAGCUCCUACAUCCCUCCCUUGCGUGCAGCAUCCAGGGGACCCCCCGGCAAGACAUCGCUGCCUGGUACCUCGAUCUGCAGGAAAGAUGGCUAUUGCCGUGUUGCGUCUCCUUUUUCUCGUCCUGCUAGUGAACAGAAGAGUUUGAAAGAUGGUAGCAGGUAAGAGAGCUGCUGCUGAUCCCACGAAAUCCUCAAAUGAGAAUAAAAGAACAUGCAGUGCGGAAGGAGGGACGACUGAGUCAUUGAUUUCAGAUGAAUUAUGCUGCGACUAUCAACGUAUACAGAGUGAGUUGGGUGAACAAGUUUCAACAGAUCUGUUUAGAAGUGUUGCCACACUUGUUUUGUCUCAUGGACACGAAGUGCUAUUUGCAUGCUCUGGCGUAGCUAUAGAACGCCGGAGGCUCUUCACAAGGUUUGUUACUGCAGCAAGUUUGGUUAGAGCUUUACAUAGUGACGUUAAGAUUGAUGUGUGCUAUGAAGGAAAAAUUGUCAUAGGUGUUCUGGAAGACUUCGAUUUGGAUCAUAAAAUUGCUUUUGUCCAAGCUAUGGAAAACCUUGAUGUUUAUUGCGUACCUCUCAAUCCUGUUGUGGAAUGGAUGCCGGAGACUGCGGUAGUAGCAGUCGCCCGAGACGUAUCUGGGAAACUAAUGGCGACAACCGGCAAACUUGAACGUUCAGAUGGUGAAGCUGGUGGUCAUCAUAUUAUGUUCUCUACUACUUGUAAACUACCUGAGGGUUGGCAGGGGGGUGCGUCUUUUGAUUUUGAUGGGAACUUUGUUGGCAUGAACCUUGAUUUGGAUAUGAGAUUACCCAUUAUCUUGCCAAGGAGUACAAUUCUUGAACGGUGGAAGCAUUUACGUACGCCUCAAAGGGUAUCAUGCUUAUUUUUUCAAGGUGUGAAACCCUACUCCCGUCCUCAAGGUGGCAUCGCUUUGCUUAAUGCUCAUCAUGAUCCUUUUGGUGAUGUGUGUCCUGAUGGUGUCUGGCCGUCUGGGGUAAAUUCGAUAAAAGUUUUUCUCUUAUCUUAUCAAAAAAGUGUUGUUGCACUUGCUUCGUUCAAUGGAGGAACAAAGUUUUUUUCAUGCACAGGAUUUUUCAUUAACUUUGAUGAUGAAUGUCAGACUAUUCUGACUUCAGCAACCUUGGUUAGGGAUCCUGAUGGUUCAAAUAAGAUUGUUGAGGGCCUGAAGAUUAAGGUGUUGCUUCCAAACAAUCAAAGUAAAGAAGGGAAGCUGAAACAUUGUAGUUUACAGUACAAUGUUGCGCUAGUCAGGGUGUGUUUAGAUCCAAAAUUUUGCAAAAAACUGUAAAGGCCAAAAGUUGGAUGUAAAACUUUACAUUUUUUGUGUUUACAUGCAUUUAGUUGGAUGGCUCA
Messenger RNA from Panicum virgatum (switchgrass), 2063 nucleotides. RefSeq lists its product as uncharacterized. The coding region runs from base 838 to 1998 and encodes 386 amino acids. NCBI's taxonomy places the organism in Eukaryota, Viridiplantae, Streptophyta, Magnoliopsida, Poales, Poaceae. The record is from RefSeq and is a predicted model, not a curated record. The transcript is spliced from 10 exons.